Molecule: messenger RNA, 967 nt
Organism: Neocloeon triangulifer
Lineage: Eukaryota; Metazoa; Arthropoda; Insecta; Ephemeroptera; Baetidae
Gene: jagn
Product: protein jagunal
Exons: 3
Coding region: 97-672 (191 amino acids)
Biological process (GO): vesicle-mediated transport; endoplasmic reticulum organization
Cellular component (GO): endoplasmic reticulum membrane
Source: RefSeq, a predicted model, not a curated record
GUUGUGUCCCGGUCAGAGAUCGGCACCGGCUGUAUAAAUAACAAUAAUGGUGUGUCUGGUCAGAACGGUGCCCAUUUGAAGAAGAAUCACCUAAGAAUGGCGUCCCGAGGGGGCCCGAUGGUUGCCGGCACCGAUGGCUCCGACUUUGCCCAUCGCCAGCGUGUCGCCGCGCAUUACCAAGUCAGCUCAGUCAACAAGAACCGGCUCAAGUACUGCAUCUUUUUCCACUACGUGCUCUUCUUCAUCAUGUUGGCCAAGUUGUCAGCAGACAUCCUUGACCGCUUGGACAUCUUCAUUCUGGAGAUAGAGGAACUGCACGUUCCGAAGCCACUGUGGUGGGAGUACAUAUGGUGCGUGUCCCUGGCGCUGUCCUUCUGGGGUCUGGCAGCCUCGCGGAGGAACCAGGUGUCCACCAUGCAGCGUUAUGUGAUUGGAAUUGGGGUCUUCGGAAUCUUGCCCCUUCUCUACGCAGCGGGUUAUUACUUCUCCGAAGCAUGGGCUUAUAUCUCAACUGGAGAUAAGGAUAAGCUGUUUGUGUGGCAGGGCUAUCCUUAUGCCAUUUUGUGGUAUGCCUUCAUUAUCCCAGCCAUUCAAGUGCACCUGUUCUCUCUCCUCUUUGCCUACAAACUGAUAUCUGCUUGGAAAUCGCGAGGAUCCAAAAAGGAAAAUUGACGUGGAAAAGGCGGAAUACCUAGGAUCAGCUUACCCAUGACCAUUAAAUUUACCAUCAUGUCCACAAGCAUUGAACCUUCACGUUAUUGCAGCCGGCACUGCUAGCUGCGCCACCCUCUAAUUUAUGUGUUCAACCUGAUCCUGCUGAAGGAUCUAUGAGAAAGCACAAGUUUGCUGAGAAAUUCAAUCUCAGCAAGGUUAUUCUUGUAAAUUAAUAUUGUGAAAUUGGCUGACCAGUUUGCAACACACCUCACUAAAUGAAAAGUUGUUAUAAUAAAAAUUUUAUUCAUGAUCA